AUGCGGCUCCGAUCUGCGUCCUGCCAGAUCUCGAUCCUCGGAGUCAUCUUCCUCUUCAUAUUCACAGCUUACAGCACCAUUCAGGGAUUCGCCUCGCAGCUGUAUGGCGAGGCGCUCGCGUCCGAGAUGGAGUCGACGCUCUACGCAACCUUCACGCUCGCCUGCUUCGUCGCACCCGCAGUCACAAACACGCUCGGUCCGCGGCUCACCCUCUUCCUCGGCGCGCUCGGCUACGCGGCGCUCGUCGCCGCCUCGCUCCUCCUCGCGAUCGUCGGCGCGCCGUGGUGCCGCGGAGUGGUCGUUCUGGGCGGCGGCGUGCUGGGCGUUGGCGCGGCGCUGCUGUGGACAGCGCAGGGACGGCUGAUGCUCGAGUACUCGGACGGGACGGACCAGGGGCGCCUCUUUGCCAUCUUCUGGGCCCUGUUCAACUGCUCGAGUGUGGUUGGCGGCCUGCUCACGUUCUUCUACUUUUCCCACCACUCGGAGGAGGCGACCCUGGGCCAGGCCCCCGUCUCCCUCUAUCUCAUCUUCCUCGGCUGCAUCGCGGCGAGGGGCGGCAGCACGUGGGAGGGCGAGGCGAAGGCGACGCUGCGCUUGUUUGGCACGCGGCGCAUGGCGGUCCUCUUCCCCCUCUUUUGGUACACGGGCUUCAACCAGCCGUGCCAGCUCCACGCCGCCGGCGACGUGCUCGGCGCCGCGCUCGCCGGAUGGACGCUCGACACCGCCUCCACGCCGAGGGCCGGGGCGCUGCGCCAGCUGGCCGCCUUCGGCCUCGCCACCUCCGCCGCCUACGCGCUCGCCCUCUCCGUCGAGGUCCAGGCGUACGCGUACUGGCUCCUGCGGCAGCUGCACUCGGGCGGCGGCGGCUCGCGCGCGCUGCGCGGCUGCGGCGACGAGCUCGCGCGCGCCGUGGGUUUCUACAAGAUGGUGCAGUCUCUCGGCUGGUCGGUGGGCUUCCUGCUCGUGCCGAGCUGGCGUCUGCCCCCCCUCGUGCAGAACCUCGCCACCGCGGCGUGCGGCGCUCUCGGGCUCGCGCUCGCACUGAGAGAAUUGCCGCCCGCCCGCAUCGAUUCGCGCAGCUCCUCGCCGCUGCUGCGGGUGGUGCGAAUCGAGGGGGAGCGAGUGGACGAGUCAGCGGUCGAGUCUGCCGGCGGUUUCAUUCUAGUUGUUGGACGGCUCCCGUGA
Molecule: messenger RNA, 1185 nt
Organism: Emiliania huxleyi CCMP1516
Lineage: Eukaryota; Haptophyta; Isochrysidales; Noelaerhabdaceae
Exons: 7
Coding region: 1-1185 (394 amino acids)
Source: RefSeq, a predicted model, not a curated record